Molecule: messenger RNA, 1719 nt
Organism: Penicillium griseofulvum
Lineage: Eukaryota; Fungi; Ascomycota; Eurotiomycetes; Eurotiales; Aspergillaceae
Exons: 2
Coding region: 1-1719 (572 amino acids)
Source: RefSeq, a predicted model, not a curated record
AUGCGCUUCAGUGGUUCAAGCCCGCACAAUCUUACCGACUCUCUGACUACUUACACUGGUCGCGCAAAGAUGGAUCUAUCCCAUUUAACACGGCCUGGCAUUUUGUGUCAGUGUAUUCGGUGCUCUAGCUCACUGGCUGCACUGGAGAACGAAUGGGCCAAACUAUCUAAUGCCUACUCAAUCCCCACCGCAUGGCUCAGCGUUGACCUCCAUCGUAUCGCCGUUUCUUCGGAGCGGAAGCAAAUCCCCCAUACAUCGGAUAUGACACUUUUACGUGGCCGUGUCAUUCAGGAAGUCUCGUGUAAACUCUGUCAGCAACGGAUGGGAGUACUUUGUCCACUUGACAACGGGAUGAACAUUCUGUGGAAAAUGUCAAAAGUUGCUUUUAGAGAGAUCGUUACCAUGAGGACGGUCCAGCCCGUAUUCAAACAGGGGGCCCUCGAACGACUGAUUUGUCCCCCUAAAGAACCUCCGCGCCGAAACCCCGACCUCGUCCAGGGCAGUGCACUGGUGCCAGCUGGCUGCACUGACCCCACUACCCUCGAUCCAUCCAUGCAAAAACAAAUGCUUCACCAGGGUCGAAGCAUCGAUCAGAUUUCGAACUCAGUGAACCACCUCCAAGACACAAUGGCAGAUCUCAAACAGUCAUUCACAGCACUUCGAAUCGAGUUGAACGGACCAAGCCGAAACCUGGGGGAAGGUUCUGUACUCCAGGGACAUGACUUUGACAUGAUCGCGAUGGUUCUGAAGGAGCUCAAGUCCAAGUCCGACGAGAUCGAGAAACUGAAGUUGGAGAUUGAGGCCCUGAAACUGAAGAAUCGCUACAUGGGAGUGACCAUACCACAUCAACAAGAAUCAUUGUCGACCAUGAGCAUGAACGCUGCGCUUCCUGAAGUUCGGAGCCCCGGCUUGCUCCAAGCGGGCCGGAAACGCGGCUGGCCUGACGCAUUCCCGGGCGAUCGCGGUCACACCAUCCCGGACUCCUUCGACGAGGAUGAUAUGGUGGAUGAAAUGUCGCUAUCAGAUCCGCCGUUGUAUAACUCGCGCGUUCCUCUUAAUGACCUACGUCAAUCUGCAAUUACCACUAGCCAACCGGCAGAAGAGCAGUCGAGGUCCCUAGAGGUGCAGAUGCCUCCUCAAGAGCCUCAGAAUGUCUCUAGCUCCCUUCAAACACAACCCUACAGUCUUCCACAAACCGCAGCCAAACGCCCGAGACUAGGUGCGCCAGCUGAAGAUGUGCCCCCAACAGCCCCACCGCAGCUGCAAGCUGUUCCUCAGAAAAGACCACCUGGCAGACCGAGGAAAUCAAUAAGUCAUCCAACCCUCCUCGAUACCACUGAAUCACCCAGUACGGCCCCUUCUAGUACGCAUGGGGAUUUUGAAUCAAACGGACAACCAAACACAGUCCGACGUCGCGCCUCUCGUCGCAGCUUGCGUGCACAAUCCCUUGGGGCUAAUACCGACGACAAAGAUAGUCAAGAGGACCAGCAGAAGUCACAAGAAUCACCCAGACCUCCUCCUGGGAUGCACCCAGCGCCCAACAAAAAGAGCAAGCGUAAUACCGGCUCGCCCAACGGAAAACGAACUGGAGGUCCAGAUGAUGACGGAGAUGAGGCUGCUAUGAAUGAGAAGCGGAAAGCUAAGGUUGCGGCGCGGGACGUCAUGGCCAGGAUGGCUUUACAGCACGAGGAGGCUCUGGAGGCCCAGAAUGCACAAUAA